UACAGUCAUUGUGGGGUUGUAAAGCUGAGUUGCUAAAAGUUUCCCCCUGGGAGGGGGGAGUGAAGGGACUGGCAAGCCCCGAGGAGUAGAGAGGGCUAGGAGGUAUGGAAGUGUCUCAGAGAAAAGCAGCAAGGUGCAGAGAACAGACCUUAGCUGCUGUAUAGAGGGUCCCUGAGCUGGAAUCAGUAGUAGAUGGUGAGCCUAGGUUUCCCCACCAGUCACUGCAGGAAUGGCACCAUGAAGCAGAAGACUGUCUGAGACUGCUGAAGAGCAGGAACUUUGAUACUCACCCUCCCACCUGAAGGGGAACCACUAUAGUGACUGAGCCGGAGGGCUGAGUCAUGAAGAGGCCAGCUGCAGCUCCUGAGGGUGAGAGAAGGGCUACAGAGGUGAAACUGAUGGGGCAUAACUGCUGCAAGGGGCAUCUGCCUCACUGAGCUAAUCCCCAGAACUGCUAGGAGGCAGCACCAUCUAGCGGAACUCAGAACAAAAACAACCCACAAAUAUUAGUGGGGAAACAUUCUUCCACCUGUGGAUGCCCAAAAUGUGUCCAGCUAUGCUAAUAACACUGAUGGAGUUGGACACCGUUCCCCGUCUGGGAUACCAUCUGAUGUGCUGAGGUCUCAGUGAGCCUACCCGUUCCACCAGCCUGGGCUUCCUCACCCCUUUUAUGCUGUGCUAGGUCCUCAAGCCUUUGCAAGAGCACAUACGCACAGCUUGAUUCAAUGGUGUCUUCUCCUGAGGAUGGCACAGCACACCAGGACAGCAGGAUUCCUCAGAUGGGAAUAGAACUUCGAGACAGGAUCAGACGAGUGUUUUCUCAGUUUACAGGGUAGACAGGACUGGAACUAUUUCUGCAGCUUCUGGGAGCCUGAUGCUAAGCAAUGUGACAACAUAAAUCUGGAAACAUUAUUGCUGUUGGAAACAACUGGAAAAUGCCCCUGUGCAGUGAAAACCGUACCAGUUGUGCUGUGUCUGAGGAUCUUUGUCAAUAUGGAGAUGGAGAUUUCUCAGGGGACAUAUUUUCACUUAUUCACACCUUCUACUGUGGCAAAAAUGGACUAUUUUCCUCACCGAAAACCAGCAGUAUGAUGCCCAUCUGAUACAUGCCUCAAGGAACUCCUAUUUAAAAUCUGUUGAAAAUGGAUGUCUUGUAGCCUACCAACAAAUCCUGCUACUGCUGCGUGUGUGGCAGCACUUCUACAUGAUCACAUGACUCUUGAUAUGGACGCGGUCCUGUCAGACUUUGUUCGGUCCACAGGGGCAGAACCAGGUCUGGCAAGAGACCUGCUGGAAGGCAAAAACUGGGAUUUGACCGCUGCUCUGAGUGACUAUGAGCAGCUCCGACAGGUACACACAGCCAACCUGCCACAGGUGUUUAAUGAAGGGAAGUACUACAAGCAGCAGGAAAGAGACCCAUCCCAACAGGUGAACAAGACUGAACGACCAAGUCUGCAGAGACAGGAUGACAUUGCUCAAGAAAAACGACUCUCCAGAGGUAUUUCUCAUGCCAGCUCAGCCAUAGUCUCCCUUGCUCGAUCACAUGUAGCAAAUGAAUGCAGCAAUGAACAGUUUCCUUUGGAGAUGCCUAUAUACACAUUCCAGCUACCAGAUCUUAGCGUGUAUAGUGAAGAUUUCAGAAGCUUCAUUGAACGUGACUUAAUCGAACAGGCAACAAUGGUUGCUUUGGAACAAGCAGGUCGACUGAACUGGUGGUCCACAGUGUGUACAAGUUGCAAACGUCUUCUUCCAUUGGCUACAACAGGUGAUGGAAACUGCCUCUUACAUGCUGCCUCAUUAGGGAUGUGGGGAUUUCAUGACAGGGACCUUGUGUUACGUAAAGCACUCUACACCAUGAUGAGAAGUGGAGCUGAAAGGGAAGCACUGAAGAGAAGAUGGAGAUGGCAACAGACACAACAGAAUAAAGAGUCGGGUUUAGUUUAUACAGAAGAAGAGUGGGAACGAGAAUGGAAUGAACUGCUUAAGCUGGCUUCAAGUGAACCUCGCACUCAUUUUGGCAAAAAUGGAGGCACUGGUGGUGGAGUUGAUAAUUCAGAAGAUCCAGUGUAUGAGAGUUUAGAAGAAUUCCACGUUUUUGUCUUAGCACAUAUAUUGAGAAGACCAAUUGUUGUUGUAGCAGACACAAUGUUAAGAGACUCAGGGGGAGAAGCAUUUGCACCUAUCCCAUUUGGAGGAAUUUACUUGCCACUGGAAGUUCCACCUAACCGAUGUCACUGCUCACCUCUUGUCCUGGCUUACGAUCAAGCGCAUUUCUCUGCUCUUGUAUCCAUGGAACAAAAAGAUCAACAGAGAGAACAAGCGGUGAUCCCUCUGACUGACUCUGAACACAAGUUACUGCCUUUGCACUUUGCAGUUGAUCCUGGGAAAGACUGGGAGUGGGGAAAAGAUGACAAUGAUAACACCAGACUGGCCAGCUUGAUUCUGUCUCUGGAGGCAAAGCUUAAUCUCCUGCACAGCUACAUGAAUGUAACUUGGAUACGCAUACCAUCUGAAACACGGGCCCCUUUGGCCCAGCCAGAAUCGCCCACCGCUUCAGCAGGGGAGGAUGUUCAGUCUCUGGCCGACUCAAUGGACUCAGACCGAGAUUCCAUCUGUAGUAAUUCAAAUGGCAGCAAUGGCAAAAAUGGUAAAGAAAAGGAAAAAGACAAACAGAGGAAAGAUAAAGACAAAAACAGGACGGAUUCAGUUGCCAAUAAACUCGGAAGCCUCAGUAAAACUCUAGGAAUUAAGCUGAAAAAGAAUAUGGGUGGGCUGGGAGGGCUAGUGCAUGGCAAGAUGAACAGAGCAAACUCAGGGAAUGGGAAAAAUGGCGACAUCACAGAAAAAGUCAAAGAGAAGAAGUCGAAGUCUCGCAAAGGGAGCAAAGAGGAGUCUGGACAGUCUGCGAGCACAUCUCCAUCUGAAAAGACAACUCCCUCUCCUACCGACAAGGCGAGCAUUUCACCUGCCGAAAAGAUAAACACGAAAUCCCUCUCUGACAAACAGUCUGACCCGUGGAAAUACAGCACCGAUGUAAAGCUCAGCCUCAACAUUUUGAGAGCUGCCAUGCAAGGAGAACGCAAGUUUAUUUUUGCUGGCCUCCUUCUAACUAGCCAUAGGCAUCAGUUCCAUGAGGAGAUGAUCGGCUAUUACCUGACCAGUGCCCAAGAGCGCUUCAAUGCCGAGCAGGAACAGAAGCGAAAGGAGACUGAGAAAAAAGCUGUUCUCAAUGGGUCAUCUUGCAGGAAACUGGAGCAAGAAGCAUAUUCAAAAGAAAAGUUAGAAUCAUCUCCUCAGGACAGGGCAUCACCAGUCUUGCCUCAAAGCCAUACAACUCAACUGGUUUUAAAGUUUAAAGAUCGCACUAGUCCCACUCCAGGGUCAUUUUCUUCACCAAGUAAUUGUGCUAAGAAAAGUGGACCCGUUCCGGUAUCUGCCCACUAUAGCCAUACUCCACCUGUUCAAAGGCAAAGCGUUAUUCAUUUGCAUGAUGUCAACUCCAAGCCAUCAAGCUUCCAAGAUGAUAGCUAUAAGCCAGUGGUUGGCACCUUAAAAACAUGUGCCACUUAUCCCCAACAGAAUCGAUCACUGUCUUCACAGAGUUAUAGCCCAGCACGGAUAUCGGGUAUCCGUACAGUGAACACAGUGGAAUCACUGACCUACGCCAUGCCUACCGAACACAAGUCACAGACAUUUACAAAUGGGUUUAAUACCGGUGAUAUUAGAGAUUGCUUAGAAUAUGCUGAUGAGGAGGCUCCUCAGACCUGGUUGAACAAUGAUAAAAACCGAGGCAGAAGCACAGUUUCUCCAAUAUAUUCCAUCCAGCAGAACCGUUGCAAGAAAGAGAACUGUUCCUUUUAUGGGCGUCCUGAGACUGAAAAUUACUGCUCAUACUGCUACAAAGAGGAGUUAAAGCGUAGGGAGAGAGAAAGUAAGGGACACCGGCAUUGAGGAUUGUGAGGAUCCUUCCCUGACUACUUAGUUUAACCAUUUUCUUACUUGCAAAGUAAAUAGCAAUGGAUUAUGGAAAAAGGAACCCUAAAAAGGGAAUGAUGGGUAAAUAAUGUCUAACUUGUCACUUUUCUGGGGCAGUGCAGAAA
Mauremys reevesii (Reeves's turtle) is the source of this 4100-nucleotide messenger RNA. It is a transcript of the gene OTUD7A, whose product is annotated as OTU deubiquitinase 7A. NCBI's taxonomy places the organism in Eukaryota, Metazoa, Chordata, Testudines, Geoemydidae. The coding region runs from base 1147 to 3951 and encodes 934 amino acids. The transcript has 18 exons. The record is from RefSeq and is a predicted model, not a curated record. Gene Ontology annotation, biological process: protein K11-linked deubiquitination; protein K63-linked deubiquitination; protein deubiquitination involved in ubiquitin-dependent protein catabolic process. Gene Ontology annotation, molecular function: zinc ion binding; cysteine-type deubiquitinase activity; DNA binding. Gene Ontology annotation, cellular component: nucleus; cytoplasm.